AGGUGUGUUUACAAUGGGAGGAAUCAGGAAGGAUUAAUCCAGCGGGUGACUGCACAGUUCCACCUGCCACAGAAGGACUCAAAAAAAAAAAAAGAGAGAGAGAAAAAAACGACCAAUGAUAUCCGUGUGGGAAAAUCCCAGGAGAUAAGGUUAAAAAAAGGGCGCUCUGCGAUAUAUACACACACACAUGUUGUAAGUCUUCCCAGAGAGAGAGAGAGAGAGAGAGAGAGAGAGAGAGAGAGAAAGGAAGACGGAUACAACAUCAUGGCUAUGGUUAAGAUUCCUACUGGGACUUUUCUGUUCGUCCUCAUCCUCACUGCCUUCAUCAUGGACACAGAAACAGCACGAUGCUGCUUUUCCUACACGCAGAAGCCGGUUCGCUGCGGCCGGCUGAAAGGCUACUCCAUCCAGGAGAUCACCGGAAACUGCGACAUCAGAGCUAUAAUAUUCGAGACCUGGAACGGGAAAUUCAUCUGCGCUGAUCCGAAGAUGAGAUGGACUCAAGACAGGAUCACGUGCCUACGGAAGAAGGCUGCAGUAAUGGGGGACACUGGAACGCUGAACUGAGGACGAGCUCCAGUUCACAGCUUUAACUUCAGACUCAGAAGUGAAAUUAUUACCACAUGAAGUCUUUAUUUUUCUUUAUUAGAGCAUCUUAAAGGUGUGCUUUUCUACUUCCAUUAGAAUUUUGGCCCCGUGUGGAGGCCACAGUCUUACAUUCACAUAUUGUGCACUUUGGUACUCAGAGGAUACCGAAGGAGUUUCUAAUACAAAGAUAUUUUGGUUUAUAUUAUAUAUAAAUAUAUAUUUUUUAAAUUACAAAUAUGAAAAGUAAACAAUGCCGUAUUUAUGGAUGUGGUUUGUCUUGGGGAAAUGCACUUCUUCCUUCUGUAUAAAUCACAAAAAUAAAUAUUUUUUUAACAAG
Messenger RNA from Pangasianodon hypophthalmus (striped catfish), 925 nucleotides. RefSeq names its product monocyte chemotactic protein 1B. Gene Ontology annotation, biological process: cellular response to interleukin-1; positive regulation of ERK1 and ERK2 cascade; lymphocyte chemotaxis. The record is from RefSeq and is a predicted model, not a curated record. Gene Ontology annotation, molecular function: chemokine activity; CCR chemokine receptor binding. Gene Ontology annotation, cellular component: extracellular region. Lineage: Eukaryota; Metazoa; Chordata; Actinopteri; Siluriformes; Pangasiidae. The transcript has 4 exons. Bases 265 to 567 code for a protein of 100 amino acids.